This is a messenger RNA of Brenthis ino (lesser marbled fritillary), 3150 nucleotides long. The record is from the annotation of a GenBank genome assembly. Lineage: Eukaryota; Metazoa; Arthropoda; Insecta; Lepidoptera; Nymphalidae.
AUGGCUCAGAGCUCAGUAGAUUCUGAUAGACUCUCUUCGGCUGGUAUAUCUACCCAUAGUUCUGGAACUGCAGGAACUAUAGGAGGCUCAGUAACUGGAAUUAGGGGUGGAGAUGCAAAUCCAAUCAAAAGAGAAGAUGAGGAUGAUUACAAUUUGGGCCCACUACCACCAAUGUGGGAAAAAGCUUUUACUCCUUCUGGGGAAAGAUAUUUCAUAGAUUACAAUACAGGUACAUCACACUGGUUAGAUCCGAGACUUGCACGAGUUAGAAAGCACUCCCUUGGUGAAUGUGGAGAAGAUGAACUGCCAUAUGGAUGGGAAAGAGUUACCGAUGAAAGAUAUGGCUCAUAUUAUGUAGACCAUAUUAAUAGAAGAACUCAAUAUGAAAAUCCUGUUUUACAGGCUCGUAGACUAAGAGCUGAAAAAAUGGCAGCAGAAAAUGGAAAUAAUAAUCAACCUAAUGGUCCACCACCGACAGGAGAACUAAGAGGGGAGCGUUUUUCAUUAAGUUUAACAAAAGGCACACAGGGUUUGGGAUUUACACUAAUUGGUGCUGAAGGUAUACCAGAAACAGAAGGCUAUUUACAAAUUCGCAGUAUAGUGCCUAGCAGCCCGGCAUGGAUUGAUGGUUUUCUUCGGCCUGGCGACCUGAUAGUGGGAGUGGGGAACAAGGGAGUGCGAGGGCUAUCUCACGCCCAAAUAGCACAGAUAUUCCAAUCUAUUGCCCCUGGCACAGAAGUUACUUUACAUUUUGUGCGUGGAUAUCCGCUAUCCUUUGACUCAGAAGACCCGAACACACGAGUGCUCAGUACAUUAGCAGUAGAUGCGACAACUCCAGCCACCACCGAGGCUGUCGCAAUGCAACAGCUUAGACGGGCUUUGAGAACUCAAUUCAACCUAGACUCGCCAAACCACGUAGACGCAUCAGAAGGACGCGAUGAAACCGACAACUCCCCCGAAACACCCAACACACAGAGGCGACUCAUGUCCAGAUCCUUCGAUUUGGACGAGUUGGCCACUACCAAUGAAAUCAGUCCUGUGCCGCCAAGAUGUCCUUCCGCUGAUCAUCUGCUCAGCUUAGCGUCGGAACAUCCACAUCGUAACAACAACAACGCAGCGACCGAGCCUGGCCGCGAGCUGACCCUCACCUUGCGCCGGGGCGCCGUCGGCUUUGGGUUUACUAUUGCUGACAGUGUGCACGGACAGAAAGUUAAAAAGGUAUUAGAUCGCAGCAGAUGCGCCGGCUUGUGGGAAGGAGAUCUUUUGCUCCAAAUCGGCGACACCGACGUGAGACAUGCCCCGCAUCAACAUGUCGUUCAAGUACUAAAAGACUGCCCUGCGAUGUCGGAAACCACGCUGCGCGUGUGGCGACGCAACACCGCCGCGCGCGCGCCCAGGAGUCGAUCUGCUACGCGGGUACAGGCCACUUCAUCUGCAUCAAACAACAAUCAACUAGGCAGAAGCAAAACCCCAACAGCCGAGCAACUUCGCUCAGCGCCAGUACACAAUACAGAUAAUAGCUUAAGGGAUAGACCGAAUGGCAUGAAUUCAGUAGAAGCAACAUAUGCAGUGCCAGAACACAAAAAUCGUGAGACCAGGGAAACUAUAAUGGAGCGACGUCGAAGAAGUAGCACUCCCGGGGCAAGGCUCACUUUACCCGUGGUAACCCCCUGGACAGACAACCAAGACAACCAAUGGCAACAACAACCAUGGUUGGACAACUCUAGCAACACAAGAAAUUGGGCGGAAACCCAAAAGUGGGAUCAAAGUGGACAAAAGUGGGAGGAGAGUGGGCAAAAGUGGGAUGGAAAUACAACGGAAUAUAUUGGAAGGAUGGAUGGUCCGAGUAAUGGUUGGGAGGGAGGGGACAGAUGGAAUAACAAUUGGGGGGAAGUCCCGACGCCUACAGUUCAUGUGGAUAUGAAUGCUGCAUACUGGCGGGGUAAUGCGAGUGUUGCUGAUAGUAGCGAUAAUGGAGGUUUCCCAGAGGAUGGCAUGCUUCACUCUCCGAGUACAGCUGCUGUGGGCGGACUCUCCAGACAGUCCCCUGCCACAAGCAGAAUAAGGCCGCAUUCACCUUCCAAUUCUACGGGUCGCAUGAGAAGCCAUUCCCCGUCGAACGCGAGUGCCACGGACCGACUGCUCAACACCUCGCCCUCCACUCGUCUGCAAAGUCAAUCUCCAUCUAACAACUCUUCCAACAGCAGGAUAAAGGGGUCACCACUGAGCUGUCCUCAGAGAUGCAAACCGAUUACUAUUGUAAUUUACGCUAAAUUACGAGAUACAUCUCCGUCGAGGCACAUGCAUUCUCCAGCGCGCUCACCUUACGAGCCCGACGCUCAACCCGGCUUAUAUGUUGCCAACUACCCACAGGUAGAAGCAGGCGGCUCGACGGACCCCGAGGCGGAUGUGCUGGUGACGCUGGCGCGCGGCUCCGCCGGGUUCGGGUUCCGCAUCGUGGGCGGCACCGAGGACGGUAGCAGGGUCGCUGUGGGAUAUGUUGUGCCUGGCGGUCCGGCGGACGGGUUCCUGCGUCCGGGCGACCUGCUGACGUCGGUGGACGGCGUGCCGCUGGCGGGCGCCACACACGCGCGCGCCGUCGCCGCCGUCUGCCAGGCCGCCGCGCGCGGACGGGUGACACUCGGCGUGAGACACAAUAGAGCAGAUAUCCAGCCGCUGGGAAUCCCCGCGCUGCCCGCGCCGCACGCGCUAUCGCACCAGCCGCUACUCACGACGGAGCCGCUGCGCCACGUGUCGCCGACGUCGUACAACAUCCUGCACCCGGCGCCGCUCUACCCGCCCGCUCACUUUCCCAUGUAUGGCGUACAAUACGACACGAACGCCGGCUGGGCUGCCGCGCCCUACGACGUGACCGUGACCAGGAACGAGGGCGAAGGGUUCGGUUUUGUGGUCAUAUCCUCUACUAACAAAGCUACCAGUAUUGGCGACCUGAUCCCCAACUCGCCGGCGGCGCGGUGCGGGCGCGUGCGCGUGGGCGACGUCAUCGUGGCCAUCAACGGGCAGCCCGUGCGCAACCUGCCGCAUCCCGACGUUGUCGCGCUCAUCAAGCGCUCCGGCGCCGCCGUCACGCUCACCGUCGCGCCGCCCGACGCGCCCGACCUGCGGGACGCGCGGGACGUGCGCCGCGAG